AUACGAGAUCACUUUGAGAACACAAUCAGCUUAAGAUGUACACAGCUGCCUGUUGAUCUACGAAAAGCAUAAAGAAGGCUUGUUUCACCUUUGAUCCCCUUUUUAAUGCACAAACUCUUUAAAUGCAUUAGAAAGUGGUGCUUUUUUUCUCCUGCAUCCAGUGGCAUGAAAUUCAAGAACCAAUGUUCCAACAGUAUUUUAACAAGUGUCUUAACAGGACUCAUCAUUGAGCCCUAAUUGUGUUGAAUAAGCUGUGGAAACAUUACCUCUAAUGUAGUUGCGUGCUGUGUGGAAACACGUGGGCUUGUCAGGAUUCCAGCACAGUGCGUUGUUGGAGGUUACUCAGUUCUACACGUGAAUAGCCUCAUUACAAACAGUGCAAAUCCUACUUGGAGUCUGUGGUUUCAUGUCACUUUAAGCUGUUGCUUUUUUUUUUCUAGGUUAAUCUCCCUUCAUCCUUCCUGGGACUUCUUCCUUCAUCAGGCUUGUAACAUGACCACACAUAUACUUGUGCUGAUACAAGGAGUUCACAGGAAUGUGUGGCUUGGGUAGAAUCAGACUCACAAGUGGGCUGGGUUGCAAGGGACCCUAGCGAUCAUCUAGUUCCAGCCCCCCUGCCAUGGACGUGGCUAACAAGGGAAGUUGUAGCUGUUCGUACUAUAAGUUUAUAUUUAUUUUGAAGUAGCAAUCUCAUAGAUUUGUUCCUUCAAAUCUUUAAUUUCAUGUCUGCUUUCUACAUAGUCUCUCUUGAAUUAACAUUAAAGUUGUUACUGAACAGUCCUCUUGGUUACACCUCCAUCCUGGAUAUUACUUUGAGAUGAACAAUUCAAACCCAAAAAUUUUGUUUUUGCUGAAACCUAGAAGUUCUUUUAAAAAUGGGAAAUUAAUCUAGUUUGAGGGGUAAGAAAGUAAUUACUCUUCUGUGGUAGAGUUUAAUGAUUUUGCUGUGCAGGUUAAAUUAAUGAAUUGUCCACGAUCAUAAGACCUGGGACAGCAAGCUAGAAGUGAUACAAUAUAGAGAACACCAGCUUAAAUAAAUGUCAGCUGUACAGACUUGAAAAGCAGAAAGAAAGAUUAACUUUGUCAACAGCAGUCUAGUGGCCGUAUGGCUGACAGAUGAGAUGAUGAUGAUGAUUCGAAAUAUCCAGAAGGAACACAGGUUUUUUGUGAUUAAUUGCUUACAGCAGAUGGAUGAGGUAUGCGAGGACAUGACUGACUAAGGUUCCUGAGCCUAGACCAAUCACAAAAUGGUACCUGGUCUGGUAUGUGUCAGCCAUGAAGGGUUAUUAGACAACAAAGAGAUGAGAAAUAUUCAGGUAUAGCUUUGGAAGUGAUGGGGCUAAUGCCUGAACUCAGCAUAUAACUUUAAUAAUGAUCAGUGCUUAAGUCUGUGCCUGAUGCUUGGUAUGAAAUAAUAAAAAAACCAUGAAGGCAAUAAUAAUAACCAAACAGGAUCUCAGUUGUUCAGCUCUUGAUGCUGAAUUAUGAGGCCUUCACUAGACAGUCCUUGAUCAGUGAUUGGUCCUGGGUUUUCCUGUAUUUCUACUCAAGAAAACUAUCCUGAACUGAAGUGCUGAGUGAAGAAGUCUGGGCCCAGAAAGAAGCGGGAUGAGAAACAAAUUCUGGAGAGGGCAACAACUGAGUAGCUGCUCUCAGACCCCAUUAGUAGGCUGCAUUACCUGCAAGUGUCACAAGGGUGGAGGGAGGCAAAUUCAAAACAUGAGUCGGAAGGUGAAGGUACUUGAUGUUACAGUAGACUGCUUAAUAACUCUUCUGAGGGGUAUGUUGCUCUUAAGCCAUGUUUAAAGGAUAACUAGAGAGGGGUUCCACACAUUUGACACAAAAAAGGUCUGCUCUGAUCUUUUGUUCUUGGAUCAUGCUUGGGAGCCUUCAGCAUUCAGCCACUCCAAUAUGAUUGUGGUGAUCCAAGGCAUUGCAGUCUGCCAGAUGCUCCUUGUUCCCUGUCCCUCUGCAGAGCACCAUCUGUAUCAUAUGCUACAGGAGGGAACUUAUGCUCAUACCUUCUUCAUCAAUUUAAGAGUUGUCCUGAGUCUGACUAACACCACUUGUGCAAAUCUUUGGAUGAAAGAAAUCAUUGGAGUUCUAAGCUCUUAAUAUAUAUUACUUAUUGUACUUUAAAACAGUCAUCUCACUAGGUAGGAAUUAACAUUCCAAAGCCCAUAGGGUGGAUACCUUUUCCUACAUGUAUAUAUAAAAGUCAUCAAGUGACCUGCCUCAGAAGAAGGACAGCUGAGUACAGGUCUCCCGGGACAGCUGAGGAGAGCCAUCACCAUGAUCCCCACACUGCUGUUGCUGGGUCUUUCAGCUCUUGUUGGUGAGACAGCUCCCUCUGUGAGUUCCAGUUGCUAUGGCGAUGUAAGAGCUGUACAAGUCCCCAUGGUCUCCUGUACAAGAGAUCCUGCAAGAUCCUCUGAUUGUGGAUAUGCCAUGAUACAAAGGACUGCAGAGCCAGACCUCAUACGCCUGAGGAGAUACGAGAUCCCAAUUAAGAGAGUAGCCAGAAACCUGUGCUUGGACCCAGCGCUCAUCGGUGCCGUCAUGUCCCAGGACAGCCGUGUCGGCCUGCUCCUGGACAACGGCUGGGACCAGGGACGGCAGAAGUACGGCCUGAUGCAGAUCAGCAGGCAACUGCAACCUUUUGCGGCGUGGGAUAGUGAAGAACACAUAAAUCAAGGCUCAAAUAUGCUGGUUCUUUCCCUUAAUGAAGUACGGGCAAGACAUCCUACCUGGACUUGGGACCGACAGCUGAGAGGGGGAAUCUGCACCUACCAUGCAAGAAUGGGCAACCUCCCUGUCUACGAGGCAGACCCAUGCAUCAGAGACUACAGCUACGCCAACAACGUGAUUAGGCGAGCCCAGUACUUUAAGAGAAAUGGGUUCUAGGUCGUAAACCCACCGAGCCUCCCCUCUGCAGACUGGCCCAGCAGUGAUAGUAGUACCCAGAGCAGUUCCUCAGUCUCCUGGCAGGACUGAUGCUGGUGGCAUUACCAAUGCCACCUUGCCGGCUCCAGCAAAUUCCAGCCCCCAGCUCGCUGAUGGGCAAGAUCAGCACUGCCUUCCAGGAGACCCUCCAAGGAUGAGAUCCCGCAAGCUUCAGGGCCUUUGAAAGGCAGAUGGGGACAGACCAGUUCAAUAUUUAAAUUAUGAGCGAGGACGGUGACUCUUCCCGUUCAGAGCUGCACCUCAGGGCGGUUUGUGCAUCUCCCAGACAUGGAGACAAACAGAUCUCCCUGGGCAUCAGCUGUGCUAUCCCCAUCUGCGUCCACCUCCUUCCUUCUCCAUGGCCAAUGCAGGGGAUGAACACCCUGUUUUCCUUCCCUUGGUGCUGCUGGCUAAGGAGCAAUGAAGAGACUUCUCGAGGUAAACUGAACGUCAGCCUUGUCCACCUUGCAGAUCACAGGAGUUCAAACUGGAUACUCCUCUGGAUUUGUCAGCUUUCCCCUGCUUCUAGUGGAGAAGUUCCUCUAAAAGCUCUUCAAUUUCCAGUGACACAGGUUGUCUAUGCCACAGCUCAGGUGCAGCCUGCCCCUUCUAUGCUGCACCUCUCAUCCACAUUUUGUCAGUUCCUCACAUGUCUCAACCAUCUACAAAUCCCUGCAUUUCCCUAUGAAGGAAAGGCUGUCAGCUUGCAGCCUCAGGACACAGACCUUCUUCCAGCAUCCACAGCACUGUGCCAUCCUAACAUGGGCUGGGUAACCUCUCACAGCUUAAAUGGGCUUGAUUGCCUUGGGAAGCUUAUGACAGCUUUCUCCCCUGAAAGCGUAACUAGGAUCAUUCAUUUCUUAUGCACCCUUUAUUAAGCUAAUUAGCAAUUAGGAGAAAUGUUCAAGAGCAUGAUGAAACCCACACAGUGAGGAUGUGGCUGACCUGAGACUCUACUGCUGCAGCCCACAGUCUUCCACAAACACUCAUUUUCCAAGAAAUGGAAAGGUUUCUUGUUUCAAAGCAGGCAAGGAGAAAUUUGACUAAUUUCUGUCCUUUAAAUCAGGUUUUAUUUUAUUAAUUCCCUGCUUAUUCAGCCACCUCUUAGCUGAUUCAGAUCAAGAAACUAGCAAAGUUUUCAAAGGGGUUUGGGUGUUGGCAUGGUUACAGAAAUCAGAAUUAUAGAUUCCUGUCAUAAUAAUAUAAAUCCUGGCAGCAUAUUUUUUCCUUUCCUCUAGAAAUGAAGACAAACUCUAAAAAGGCACAGCUGCAUGCCUGAGCCAUAAAUGCCAUAUAGAGGACCAGAUUAUCCCACAGAUGUUUGCCCUGAAACAUUUAAUUGCCAUUUAAUUCUUCCUUCCUGUCAGACACAGGAGAGGAAAGAGUAGCUGGUACUAGAUCUGGUCCAGUGCCCUGCAGCCUGGAUUCUGGGUAAACCAAACUGUCCCUUCCCUGCAACUCUUGUGAUCAACGAAGAGCUGUUUGCUAAUUGAUAAUGGAUAUUGAAUGGAUUGUUGUGGCCCUUGCUAUAUCUGCUAUAGGUGGAUGUCAUACACUUACCAUAUGUACAAAAUAUUUCAGUAGCAGGGCUGUCAGGUUGCUCUGUAUGGAGGCUGAAGAGCUAGCUGUGUAUAAAUAAAGUCCCAGAGAAUUCAGGUGAAACUGUCUAGGUGUGGCAAAGGAGGUUUGUACAGAGAAUAUGGACAGAGAAUAAAGUUGUUAAUGGUGAAAGUGCUUCAAUUACUGUGAUGUAGAAGAAGCAAACUAGUAUAUCCUUUAUGUUUCUGCCCCAGAAAUAAAGGAACAGUAGCACAGACCAUUUGGAGAUUACUAGUUUGUGAAUCACCUUUGGUGGUAUUUUUAAUUUUUUUAAUGUUACUUGUUUUGAGCCACAUCUGUUCUAUUCUCCUUCCUGCCAGAUGUGCUUGCCUCUGUUUCAAACUUCUUUACACUCAGUCAUAAUUGUGAAUGUGAAGAGCCCCAUGCCUGAGCUGCUGUGAUUUUUUGCAGCUGGUUCCCUAUGGGAGGUAUCAACAGUACAGCAAAAACUUACAGAAUCUCUCAGUGCAAUGACAGGGGACGAAUUCCCCCGCUAAAAAUGUAAAAGAGCUGCUGAAAGAGCAAAACAGCAUUUCACACCCACAAAAUCUACCAUGGGGGAGAAGCGGGUCAGGAUACAUUCUGCCGCGGGAGUUCUGCCAUCCGGUGGCUGUUUUCCUUACUGCUGCACAGCUACAGUAGCUUUGAAAUCCAUCCUCACUGCCUGCUAAUUUGGGGUUGUUGACCUUUGUUGUCUCUGUGCAAGAGGGGAUAAAAACAGGGGCCUGGUACAGUCUCUGCAUAUCCGAAUUCUCAGCAGUUGCAGCUCUGGUCAUGUUAUUGUUCCUGGAACUUUGCCUGCAAAAAUUCGAUUAAAUCCAGAAGCACAUUUUCCCAUUGUCAGCGUGCUACUGCUUCCAAGAACUGAAGAGGAGCAGUUGUUUUCAGACAAGGUUCCUCCUAGUUCCAAACUGUUAGUAAUGGGACUUUAAAUUAAAGCUGUUUCAUGUUUUAAAUUCUAAUUGUGUUUUUGCUGCAGAGCAGAAUCCCUGUUAUGUUUGGGAGGAUGCACAAGUUGUUAGGUGUUUCUGUUUCUCGUAAGACCAGUGGGGGUGGGAAGUGCACUGAGCCAGAUGUUCCAGAACACUUCCAGCAGAUAGGAAAGCCCAUUUGUCUCCAGGAAGCACGUUGAGAAUGUGGGGAGACAUCCUGCAGCAAACAUGUCAGGUCUAUGAUCUUUGUUUAAUAUUCUUGUAAAUGAUGCACUGUACCAAAGUCUGUUUUCCAUUAGGUGUUAGCAUUGUUCCUCUCAGUUGAUGUUUGUGUGUUUUCCCUCCUGCAAUGGUGUGUUAAGACAACAGAUAAAUGCAGAUAAAUUGCAAGUCAAACAAUCUGCAAGUCAGAUAAAUUGUAAUGGGUGUAAUUGAAGGAUGCUUCUCUUUUAUUUUCUUGUGCUAUGGAAAAGCAAACUGGAGCCAGUAAA
Messenger RNA from Poecile atricapillus (Black-capped chickadee), 5965 nucleotides. Its product is annotated as lysozyme g-like. Gene Ontology annotation, cellular component: extracellular region. The record is from RefSeq and is a predicted model, not a curated record. Gene Ontology annotation, biological process: peptidoglycan catabolic process; defense response to Gram-positive bacterium. Gene Ontology annotation, molecular function: lysozyme activity. NCBI's taxonomy places the organism in Eukaryota, Metazoa, Chordata, Aves, Passeriformes, Paridae. The coding region runs from base 2293 to 2904 and encodes 203 amino acids. The transcript has 8 exons.